Alternaria burnsii is the source of this 1086-nucleotide messenger RNA. RefSeq lists its product as uncharacterized. The transcript has a single exon. The record is from RefSeq and is a predicted model, not a curated record. The coding region runs from base 1 to 1086 and encodes 361 amino acids. NCBI's taxonomy places the organism in Eukaryota, Fungi, Ascomycota, Dothideomycetes, Pleosporales, Pleosporaceae. Gene Ontology annotation, cellular component: nucleus; cytoplasm. Gene Ontology annotation, molecular function: protein-folding chaperone binding; protein folding chaperone.
AUGCCCAUCGAAUCCCACUACUCGAUACUCGGGAUCUGCCGUGCAGCCCCCACUGAUGAUAUAGAAUCUGCAUACCGUGCCGUUUUACUGGCGAACCACCCAGACAAGAUCAAGCAUUUGAACCCUUUUCAACGUACUUUAGCCGAAGCCCGUCUUCGAGCAGGCAAGACUGCUUACGAAGUACUUAUCGACCCAAAGAAAGCCAAGAAGUACGAUGACGAAAUGGGGAUCUGGGGCUCUUUUGGUUACGCCCAAACUUGGAGGAGGCCGUGGGAGCCUCGUGUUGCGCCUGUCGAUGCGUCUGAGUCUUUACCUCCUCGUCGGCCCGCCGGCCAAGGGACUACUAAUGGUGCUGAAGAACACGAAUUUGCGGACGCAAAAGAAGAAGAGACUAGGCCUUAUGCUGGAGGGUCUACCUCCUUCCCCAAAUCGUCUGCCAAAGGAACAUCAGAUGGCGUGCUACAAGCAGAGUACCGCUACGGUCUCACAUGCACAGCCACAGAUGUAGAUGUCAAGAUCAAAGGAUGGAGUCUUCACCUCCUUAUCUCUACAAGGUUUCAUUUUCUCAACUCCAUUACUGCACUCCCUACUGGUAGCGAUACGCGAACCAUUGCUUUUCAACUCCACAUCCAACGCAACAAAACCUAUCUUUCAACUGAUUCAAAGAUUCCAGAACUCAUCGUUAGCGUAGAAUAUAUUCCAAGUGGAGGGAGAGCUGUCGGUAACAUUCAGACUGUCCUGAAGGAAGUAGUGAAGGAUUCCUUGACCCUCACUCUCUACAUGACAUCCGUUCCGUCUGGAAAAAGCCCCAACACCAUGCCGCCUUGGAAUUUUGGCUUCGAUUUCGAUAUGACUGGUCAUCCUGCGGCUUGGGGUCGCAAAUGCGGUACGUGUAUGAUUUUCACGAUGAAUAAGCAAAGUAUCGAGGAGACGCCGGAGGAUGUGCUCAAGAAUGAAGAGGGGUUGGUGGCGAAUGCUCUUUGUGGAUUGGGCGACGAGAAGCUUAUGGGUGUAACAUAUAAGACGGUUAGGAUGUGGAAAGUGGUUGCUGUAGGGUAUAGGAAGAAUGAUUUUCUGGAGGGGUAG